AAGACCAACUCAUUUGCUAAUUUUCUACUUGCACUACUCCCGUUCUAGUUCAAUAAUAUUUCUUACUAAUUAACGAACCCUUUUCAUAUAUCUUGUUUAGUAAGAUAAAAAUGGCUAUGUCUGGAUUUGAAGGGUUUGAGAAGAGACUAGAGCUUCAUUUCUCCGGCGAUGAUCCGGUGAACGGAAUCAGUCUCCGGCAGCUGGAUUUUGAGUCAAUAGAGGAGGUGUUGCAUGCAGUGCAAUGCACAGUGGUAUCAGCUGUGGGGAACCAGUAUUUUGAUGCCUACGUAUUAUCAGAAUCGAGUCUCUUCGUUUACCCUACAAAGAUCAUCAUCAAGACUUGUGGGACUACUCAGCUGUUAAAAUCCAUCUGUCCAUUGCUGCACUUGGCUUGCGAUAUUGGCCUCACCUUGAGUGUGUGUAGGUACACCAGAGGUAGCUUCAUUUUCCCCAAAGCUCAGCCUUACCCUCAUUCAAGCUUCAAGGAAGAAGUUAUCUACUUGGAAGAGAGUUUGCCUAGCCAUCUUUGUUACAGGAAGGCCUCAGUUAUGCCUUCAAAGAUGUCUUCUCAUUCAUGGCAUGUUUUUUCUGCAUGUGAUGAGUCUCACAUGUUGAUGCAAAACUUUGAGAGCGACCAUCAAGAUAUUUUCACUGUUGAAGUUUGCAUGACGGAGCUGGAUCGUGUUCUCGCUCGUAAGUUUUACCGGCAUCCAAACGACGGAAAAAACGGCGACACAGCCGGAAAGGAGAUGACGGAGAUAACAGGGAUUGUGGAUAUUAAUCCUAAUGCACUUAUUUGCGACUUUGCAUUUGAUCCAUGUGGCUAUUCCAUGAAUGGAAUUGAUAAUGACCGUUACUCUACCAUCCACGUAACCCCGGAGGAUGGUUUCAGUUAUGCAAGUUUUGAGUUUGUUGGUUCCAUUUAUGAUGAUCAUAAUGCUAUUGUGGAGGUGUUAAAGAAGGUGGUGCAAGUUUUCCGGCCGGGAACAAUGUCGGUGGCGACGACCAGCACUGGUCAUGAAGCAUGGACAAAGGUUGCCAGUGCAGUGGAGCCAGUGGGGAUGAAAUGCAGGAGUUGCACGGUGGACGAGUUCCCAGCAGCAGGCACCGUCGUGUUUCAAACUUUCACGCCUCGUCGGAAAUAGCUUGUAAGUGGUGGCGAUAAAGGGUGGUGGUCCAACAACCAGUAGAUAUGUG
This is a messenger RNA of Coffea eugenioides, 1197 nucleotides long. RefSeq names its product S-adenosylmethionine decarboxylase proenzyme 4. The record is from RefSeq and is a predicted model, not a curated record. Gene Ontology annotation, molecular function: adenosylmethionine decarboxylase activity. Bases 111 to 1145 code for a protein of 344 amino acids. Gene Ontology annotation, biological process: spermine biosynthetic process; spermidine biosynthetic process. Lineage: Eukaryota; Viridiplantae; Streptophyta; Magnoliopsida; Gentianales; Rubiaceae. Gene Ontology annotation, cellular component: cytosol. The transcript has a single exon.